This is a messenger RNA of Coregonus clupeaformis (lake whitefish), 1813 nucleotides long. Its product is annotated as ly6/PLAUR domain-containing protein 1-like. The record is from RefSeq and is a predicted model, not a curated record. Bases 39 to 551 code for a protein of 170 amino acids. The transcript is spliced from 3 exons. Lineage: Eukaryota; Metazoa; Chordata; Actinopteri; Salmoniformes; Salmonidae. Gene Ontology annotation, molecular function: acetylcholine receptor inhibitor activity. Gene Ontology annotation, biological process: acetylcholine receptor signaling pathway.
ACGUGUAUAGGAGGCUAGCAUGGACGUUCGUCGGAUCCAUGUAUGAACUCUGCGCUCCUCCGAACUUUGCCAGGUCUAAUGUUUCCUUACCAAGCGACACCAGCGAGAGAAUGCGGCUGCUUACUUACACAAGUUUGUUCUGGUUUAUGCUCAAGUCAGGGCUGGCACUGCAGAUCCAGUGUUAUCAGUGUGAAGAGGUCACUCAAAAUGACUGCUCCACACCUGAGUUCAUCGUCAACUGCACUGUCAACGUGCAGGACAUGUGCCAGAAGGAGGUAUUAGUGAUGGAAGACGGGAAGCACUACCGCAAGUCCUGUGCCUCGUCUGGGGCCUGCCUCAUCGCCUCAUCUGGCUACCAGCAGUUCUGCACAGGGAAGCUCUACUCUGUGUGCAUCAGCUGCUGCAACACACCCCUCUGUAAUGGACCCCGUCAGAAGAAACAGAGUUCCAGAAACAGAGUUCCCUCUGCCGCCUCAUCUCUAAGCCUGCUACACAGCCUUUCCCUCCUUUUUCUUCCCUUCCUCAUGCGCCCACACUCCAUAUUCAACUGAGAGGCUAUGAUUGGCUGGUUUGGUCUCAUCAAGACUGUGGUCCAGCUUUUGAGGCUUUUGAGCCUGUGUUUCAGUGAAAGGUUAUCCUGCCUGUAUGGUGUCUAUAUCUUCAAUGGAUGUAUGACACUGUCCUAAUAUGGACACCGUAUUUAGAUGAUGUCCUAAUAAGGACAGCAACUAAAGGUCAAAGGACAUUGAUUGAAGAAAGGUUCUGAAGGAACCUCCCAAAUAUGUUUAUAAAGUCAGUGGAAGUGAAGUGGCCAUGGAGUGACGUCACUUCCAACAGGUCACUUUUUUUCUGUGGACUCUAUGGGGCUGAUCUUUACAUUGACAUCACUGAUUGACACAUUGACUGGCCAACUGAGGGCACUACAAGGUGAUAUGUAUAUUUGUAGAUGAACUGGACGAGGAAUAUUUGUACAGUAAGGGCUCUAUUCAAUCUGUAUCGCUGAAGCGCUAAAGAUUGCACGUGUAGAAAUGUUAAGGUAAUUUCCAAUUGAGUCUCUGUGACAGCGGGAACAUUGUCUCUAAUUGUCAAUCGCGCUAUAAAAGUGAACUGGACUACAGACACAUAAGAUGAACAAAAACCCAAAUAAACCAACCAAAACUAACUGACCAUUUUUUAAAUUACGGCAUCCAUUUUAGGAAGUCGUCGAGUCUGUAAGUGGUCAGUUAUGGAUGCCAUGCAAAUCAAUGGAAAAGUAUACUUUGGACACAAUUUACAAUGCAGUCACCAAGUCAUGAUGAACAAUGUUGAGCAAGUAGUUUUCAGUUAAGUGAAUGUGAUAAUGAGUUACAGUAUGGAGAAGUGUUUAUCUCAUGUCAAGGAAAGAAAUCACUCUAAUUAACACUUCAAAUACGAAGAUUUUUCAAUGUUCCAGCUUUUCCAAUGUACAGUACGAGAUGAAAUUGGUAAAAAAUUAUCCUGACUGUGCUUCGACUGCAUGUAAUAUGUUAGACUCCUCACGUCUUUAGUCUGUAGAGGCACCUCACUUACAAAUCAGCUUGUGACAGAUUGUUGCCGUGGGACACACUGUAUCCCUCUCCGAUUGAUUGAAUACUGUAAUACAGAAGACAGCUUAGUGGCUCUCCUUUGGUUCAACUUUCACGGUCACCUAGAAGUCAUUCUUGACUGUAUUGACUCACCACAUAAAUUCUACUUCAUAACCGAAGCCAAGAAGCAUAUUAAGCCCCUCUUAUCAAAUCAAAUUGUAUUUGUCACCUGCGCUGAAUACAACAGGUCUAGACCUUACCGUGAAAUG